AAAAGGUUUAUACAAGAUGGCAGACAACCCGUACGAGGAGAAGCUUCAAGCUGCAGAGCUGAUGUUCGAUGACGAUUCAGAGGAGUGUGUUCGACUGGCCAAGCUUAAUCUGAUCGAACCCGGCCUCCCUGCCUACUACGACAUCCAGAACCGCAUUCUCAUCUCGACUGCGUCUGAGUACUGGAAUGAGGCCCACGAGUGGAGGCAAGAUGCUCAUCGAGCAUAUCAGAAAUUUCAUACGAGGGCUUUACGUGCGCAAGAUAUAGCCACGCUGGAGUCACUGAAGCACCUCCCAGAGGAGUUGGAGGAGUUGGAAGAGAUAGUCGAGGGAUACCUCACUGAGAUCAUAGACAAGGAGUAUGAGGGCAUGCCGCAAACGCCUCCAGAGGAGAGGUUGAGGAUUUUCUACGACGGUGAAGCAUCCGAUGUAUCCAACGACGAAGCAGAAGACGAACCUGUUGUCGAGACCGAACAGAAGGAAUUCAUCCUCUCGUUUCGCGGAGGCUAA
Molecule: messenger RNA, 508 nt
Organism: Boeremia exigua
Lineage: Eukaryota; Fungi; Ascomycota; Dothideomycetes; Pleosporales; Didymellaceae
Exons: 3
Coding region: 17-508 (163 amino acids)
Source: RefSeq, a predicted model, not a curated record